Molecule: messenger RNA, 3542 nt
Organism: Nerophis ophidion (straightnose pipefish)
Lineage: Eukaryota; Metazoa; Chordata; Actinopteri; Syngnathiformes; Syngnathidae
Gene: nln
Product: neurolysin (metallopeptidase M3 family)
Exons: 13
Coding region: 130-2202 (690 amino acids)
Biological process (GO): peptide metabolic process; proteolysis
Cellular component (GO): mitochondrial intermembrane space
Molecular function (GO): metalloendopeptidase activity
Source: RefSeq, a predicted model, not a curated record
GUCACGUGACGUGGACGUGAUUCCCCACUCACCUUGAGCAGUGAAUUGAGGAAGACCUCAAUGAGGGGCUGCGGUGCCGCCAGGUGACAGUCGCUGGCGCCGAUCUUAAAGGUGGUCUCCAAGCAUUGGAUGGCAACUAAACCAAGUGAAGUUCAGAGCGAGCCUGAGUGGACGAUGACCAUUCUCGAUGGAGCUGCGAUUGUUCCCGUGCGAGGCUGCGAGGAAAACCUGCCGAGGUGGGAUCUGACGCCGGAGGAGAUCGAGACAGCCACGGAGCGCCUGAUGAGGAGAGUGAAGAAGGUCUACGAUGAGGUCGGGUCUCUCAAGGUGGAGGCUGUCAGCGUUGAAAACACCCUGAGAGCUCUAGCCAACAUCAAGCUGGACUAUGCAUCGUCUCGAUCCGCCCUGGACUUCCCGCAGUACGUCUGCCCUUCCCAGGAGGUCCGGUCGGCGAGCACGGAGGCCAACAAGAAGCUCUCCGAGUUCGACGUGGAGCUGAGCAUGAGGGAAGACGUCUUCCAGAGAAUCGUUGCCUUGCAGAAGAAGCUUCCGGAAAACAUUUCCACUGAAGAGAAGAGGUUAUUGGAGCGACUUGUGAUGUUGGGCCGGAGGAACGGACUGCAAUUGCCUCCAGAGACCCGAGAACAAAUAAAAAGCAUGUCCAAGCUCAUCGGUGAGCUCACCAUCGAGUUCAAGAAGAACCUGAACGAGGACAACACUUUCCUGGUCUUCUCUGAGCAGCAGUUGGACGGACUGGCGGACAGCUUCCUGGCGGGCCUGGAUAAGACCGUGGAUGGACGCUACAAGGUGACGCUGGGCUACUCGCACUACUACCCCGUGAUGAAGAGGUGUCACGAUCCUGAGACGCGCAAGAAAAUGGAGAGAACUUUUCACAGCAGGUGCAAAGAGACUAACACACCCAUCCUGGAGGGUUUGAUACAGCUGAGGUCAAAGGUUGCGGGCCUGCUGGGCUACAGCAGCCACGCGGACUACGUGCUGGAGAUCAACAUGGCCAAAAACGCCAGCAACGUGGCGGCGUUUUUAGACGCCUUUUAUGAAACGCUGAAGCCCGUCGGCCUCCGGGAGAGGAAGUACAUCCUGGAGCUGAAAAGGAGAGAGUGCCUGGCCAAGGACAGCUAUUUUGACGGGCAGAUCAACGCCUGGGACCUGCCCUACUACAUGAACCAAGUGGAGCGCUGCAAGUUCGCCGUGGACAAGGACAAACUCAUCGAGUACUUCCCGCUCCACGCCGUCACAGAGGGGCUUUUUGGGAUCUACCAGGACCUGCUGGGGCUCAGGUUUAGCGAGUUCCAGCCAGCCCACGUGUGGCACCCUGACGUCAAGCUUUACGCCGCCCACGAUGCCGGCACAGGGGAGGAGGUGGGCCUCUUCUACCUUGACCUGCACCCCAGGCAGGGAAAGUGCGUCCUUGACGCGUGUUUUCCCCUCCAGCCCGCCUGCCGGGGCCCCGAUGGAAAGCGUCGACUCCCGGUGGCAGCCAUGGUGGUGAACUUUUCCAAACCCAAUGAAGGUUUGCCCUCCCUCCUCCAGCACCAGGAGGUGGAGACGUACUUCCACGAGUUUGGUCAUGUGAUGCACGAGCUCUGUUCCAAGACCACCUUUUCAGAGUUCAGUGGAGGCUUGGUAGAGACGGACUUUGUGGAAGUCCCCUCGCAGAUGCUGGAGAACUGGGUGUGGGAGAAGGAGCCUCUGAGGAGAAUGUCCCGCCACUACAAGGACGGCACGGCCAUCCCGGAAGAGCUGCUCGACAAGCUCAUCGCGUCCAGAGUGGCCAACACGGGGCUGAUGAACCUGCGCCAGGUGGUCCUCAGCAAAGUGGACCAGUCGCUACAUAGCAGUUCUUGUGCGGACACGGCCGAGGUGUUUGCCCAACACUGCCAGGACAUCUUGGGUGUCCCCGCCUCGGCAGGCACCAACAUGACCGCCAGCUUCAUCCACCUGGCGGAAGGAUACGACGGCCAGUACUACAGCUACCUGUGGAGCGAAGUCUACUCCAUGGACAUCUACUUCAGUCGCUUUAAAAAGGAAGGAAUCCUCAAUCCCAAGGUCGGAACGGAGUACAGAAGAGUCAUCCUGGAGGCCGGAGGCUCCGUGGAUGGAACGGACAUGUUGGAAAGCUUUCUCGGUCGCGCUCCGUGCCAGGAAGCUUUCUUUCAGUGCAAAGGACUUAGCAGGACGUAGCAGCAUUUGAGACAUGACCAAGCAAGGCACAGACCAUCGGUGUUGAUGCAAAGUCUCAGGGUGUCAUACCUCCACUCGUAAGUCCAGAACUUUUUCAUUAUUUGGAAAAAAGGGAGUGCACUAUUUAGAUCGCACAUUUUUGGUACAUUGACAUUUUGAAAAGUGUCCAAAUUAGACACUUUUCUUUGUAAUUAUUGACUGCAAUAAACAUUCAUUUAAAUUAACCUCCAAGGUGACACAGACUAACUUUUUUGCCAUUUCAGUAUUUUUUUGCUGUGUAAUUUUGGUUUUGAAACUAUAACACAAGUGUCAAACUUAAAUUCCUGGGUCUAGAUCUGACCCACCGCGUUAUUUAUUGUGACCUGCCACGUCAGUUACAGUGACCACCACGCCAUUUAAUGUAGCCUACCAUGCCAUUCAAAGUGGCCCGCCAGACCAUUUAAUCUGGCCUGCCACGUCAUUUAAACUUCAAAUAAAUACUUAGAUAUCCAGUGUUUCCCACAGGUCAGGCAUCUACUUGUGGUGGUGUGGUCGGGCGGCGGGGGUUGGGGGGGGGCAGCGGCGGCGAAGAUGACCAAGAAGAACGCGGAGUUGGAAUAUAAUUACAACACUUUAUGUACAUAUUUAUGUACAUAUUUAUAUAAUAUUUACAUAUUUAUAUAAUAUGUAACUAUAAGCUCCAUUCACAGACAGAGUCCCAUUACAUUUAUGAGUAGUCGAGCGAGUCUAAAGCCGAAAAAAAAUAAAAAAUAGAAAACAAUUUUUUAUUUUAUUUUAUUUAUUUAUUUUUUUUAAUUUGUGGCGGCCGUAAUUCCUUCCUGGCGGGCCGCCACAAAUAAAUGAAUGUGUGGGAAACCCUGAUAUCUGCUUGUCACCUUGAUUUAGGAUUACAAAGCAAGUUAUCUGUCAGUUACUUCAUUUAUUCCAUUUUAUUUAGUUAGUUUAUUUUAAUUUAGCAGUUGUUGUUUUGGAGAGUGUUGGGAUCUUGUCAUAUGAAAAUAAAACAUUUUAAUAUAGCUCAAAAUGUAUGUCACAGCCCCUACGCGUCAUCUUUUGCUGACUAGCAAUUGUAUUGUUUUUUUAGCGGUCAAUGGAAGAUAUCAAUGGACGGUGCAAAAAAGUGAAACAUUUUAUUUAUUUACAUUUUUAUUAAUUUGCUUUCAUUGAUGACAAGGUUGUUGUCAUCGAUUAAGAUGCCACAGUUGCAUGCCUUCAGAAUAUUAGAGUGUGUUGAUUUUUUUUUUUUUUUUCAUUAACAAGGGAACAGUGUAUCUUUUUCUAAUGUUAAAAAUAAGUUGGUGAUUUGCUUUGUUAUACCAACAAAUAAAAUGUGAGUCGUU